GCAAACGCCAGUUCCUGCCAGGCACGCCGUCGACCGCCCCCCCGUCGUACUCGCCGGGCUAGCCCUCCUCUGUUACAUUUGUGUACACCGCCCGCAUCGAACUCUGUCCUUGUGCUGGUUAUAAGGACAGCUCUGCCUCUGCGUGAGCGUUCUCCCCUCGUCGGUCCGGUUCGUGACGCGUCGACCCUCCCUCCGCCCUUGUCGUCGCAAAUAUCUCUCUGCGUCCCUCCGGCUUUCGUGGUCGUACGCUGUUUGUCCACAACGACUACGAUGUUAGCGUCCACCUCCAGGAUCGUUGCGGCCGCCGCAGGCGUCUUGGCCCUCGCCGACGCCACGACGGCGCAGUACCAGAUGGUGAAGCAGUACCAGGGCGAGAACUUCUUCGACGACUGGGUGUUCUACAACAAGAUCGACGACCUCACGCACGGAUACGUCAAGUACGUUUCGGCGAAGGACGGACUGAAAGACCGGCUCGCGAUCGUGAACGACGCGGGGAACGCGAUCAUGCGCGUCGACAACAGCACGGAGGUCAAGUUCAACGGUAACCGGAACAGCGUGCGCAUCACGUCCAAGGACCGGUAUACCGUCGGCAGCCUGUGGAUCGUCGACAUGCUACACGCACCCUACGGCUGCUCGGUCUGGCCCGGGUUCUGGUCCACCGCGCCAUCUUGGCCCUCGGGCGGCGAGAUCGACACGUUCGAGGGCGUGAACGGCAUGGUCCAGAACCAGAUGUCGCUCCACACCAACCCGGGCUGCACCCAGGUGAACCCCGUGCAGACGUCGACGCUCAUCAACUCCACCGACUGCGACCACCUCGCGAACGCCAACUCGGGCUGCACCGUCACGGACCCGAGCGUCGCGAGCUACGGCCCCGGGUUCGCGCAGGCCGGGGGAGGGGUGUACGUGACCGAGUACGCGGAGGAGGGGAUCAGCAUCUGGUUCUUCAACCGCUCGUCGAUCCCGGAUGCGAUCAAGUCCAAUGCGUCGACGAUCGACGCGUCGAGUCUCGGCACGCCCGUCGCCAACUGGCCCACGGGCGGAUGCGACAUGAGCACGUUCUUCGCCGCGCAAGAGCUCGUUUUCGACAUCACCCUCUGCGGCGAUUACGCCGGCCAAACGUCCACCUUCGCGCAAACCUGCUCCGGCGAGUGCUACCAAGACUGGGUGCUCGGCCCGCCCUCGAACUACGACACGGCCUACUUCGAGGUGCAGUGGCUCCGCGUGUUCGGCACGACGCGGAACACCGUCGUCCAAGGGAGCGGGGCGGCGCCGGCCACCGCGGGCACGUGGCUCGCUCCGCUCCUCGUCGGCGUCGUUGCGGCGCUCUUGUGGUGAGGAAUACCGCACGUACGGCCUGUGCUUACUUACCCCCCGUCUCGGAGACUCUGGGUGGUAUAGACUCGCGUUCGUCCGUUCGUUCGUUCGUUUCGUCACGCUCUUCCGACCGCUCUCCGCGUCCUGCGCCCCACGUUACAUUCGCUGUCGCUGUCUCGUUCUCUCCCCCCAUUCCUAUAUCACCCGUUCGUUGCAUCGCAAAGAAAAAAAAUAAUCUAUCGCCAGAAUGUAUGUAGCCUAGUAGCUCGGACUUCUUUUGAAAACGCGCUAUGUUUACUGUAACACGCUGUACGGCGAUAUGGACUAAUUUAGCUAGACUUUUCAC
Molecule: messenger RNA, 1660 nt
Organism: Punctularia strigosozonata HHB-11173 SS5
Lineage: Eukaryota; Fungi; Basidiomycota; Agaricomycetes; Corticiales; Punctulariaceae
Product: glycoside hydrolase family 16 protein
Exons: 5
Coding region: 271-1335 (354 amino acids)
Biological process (GO): glucan catabolic process
Molecular function (GO): hydrolase activity, hydrolyzing O-glycosyl compounds
Source: RefSeq, a predicted model, not a curated record